This is a messenger RNA of Lepidothrix coronata (blue-crowned manakin), 872 nucleotides long. RefSeq names its product protein pygopus-like. The transcript is spliced from 5 exons. The record is from RefSeq and is a predicted model, not a curated record. NCBI's taxonomy places the organism in Eukaryota, Metazoa, Chordata, Aves, Passeriformes, Pipridae. The coding region runs from base 1 to 849 and encodes 282 amino acids.
AUGAUUUUAAAUUCAAGAAUUUUCAAUUUUAGAAUUUUCAAUUCAAUAAUUUUGAUUCAAUUUUUCAAUAAUAAUUCCUUGUUAGUAGGGAAUUCCGGCCGGGAAAACCCGGAAUUUACUUCAAAUCUUCCUCCUUUGCCUCCUGGCCUGCGUCCUCACCACCACCAUCGGAAUCCUGGCUCUUUCCCUGAUUUUCCUGGAAAACACCCGCCCCCUCCGGAAUUCCGGCAUCGCGGCCCCGCCCACGCCGGAACCCCCCGGGAACGGGGUGGAGCCCAAAUUCCAGUUCCUGUAUCAACUCCCCAAAUCCAAGGUGUUCAGCUUCCCGGGGGGGGAGAUCCAGUGGGCGCGCUUCCGGCAGGACCCCCGGGAAUACGGCAGCCGGGAGGAGCGGGAAUUCGGGAGCAGCCUGAACGCCCGGCGCUCCGGGAUGACCUUCGGGACCCUGCGGAUCCGCGGGCGGGGGCUGCGGGCGCCCCACUGGCACUUCAACGCCCACGAGCACGGCUUCCUGCUCCAGGGCUCCGCCUGGAUCGGCGUCAUCGGCCCCGACAACGCCACCGUCACCACCUACAACGUCACCGCCGGCCAGGUCGUCUUCUUCCCGAAAAACACCGUCCACUGGAUCAAGAAUUCCGGGAGCACCGACUGCCUUUUCCUGCUUUUCUUCAGCACCCACCAGGAAUUGCAAACCUUGGAUGUGGACGACGCUUUUUUCGACACCCCGGAAGAUGUCCUGGCCCGGGCGCUGAAGGUUUGGGAAUGUUGGGGAUUUUGGGGAUUGGGAUUCCUGAAAAAUUCCGGAAAAAUCGCGGAAAAAUUGCUGAAAAAUUCCUUAAAAAUUCCUGAAAAAUCCCUGGAAAAUCCCUAAA